AUGUCCCCUCGUAUCCUGCGCUCGUCGCUCUCGGCGCCCCUGCCCUCAACCGCGCCCUCCUCGCGCUCCGCCUUCAUCCUCCCCUGCAAGAAGCUCGUCGUCCAGUACUCGGAGAUCCAAGGCUCGAACCGCGGCAUGAGGGACUUUAUCGGUCAGGGAUUGCCGGUCGACAUCGCGCGGAGGUACCCUGGCGUCGAGGUCGUGGUCGAGCGGAGGGAGGCAAAGCAUCCGGUUUUGAGGGGCGUCUACAACAACGGCCGAACAAAGGAAAUCUGCGUCCGCAACCUACCCCCGAACUCGAUCCUCGCCAAAGCCCAACUCUUGCUCGACUCGUCCGGCCAAAAGAUCGUCUCGAUCAAGCGACCUGGAGUGGUCAGUACGACGGAGAGUGUCAGGGGCGUUUGGAGCGCGUUCCAUGAUGAGGUGCGGCAGGCGGCGUGA
Molecule: messenger RNA, 441 nt
Organism: Rhodotorula toruloides NP11
Lineage: Eukaryota; Fungi; Basidiomycota; Microbotryomycetes; Sporidiobolales; Sporidiobolaceae
Product: mitochondrial ribosomal protein subunit L51
Exons: 2
Coding region: 1-441 (146 amino acids)
Biological process (GO): mitochondrial translation
Cellular component (GO): mitochondrial large ribosomal subunit
Molecular function (GO): structural constituent of ribosome
Source: RefSeq, a predicted model, not a curated record